This is a messenger RNA of Brienomyrus brachyistius, 4358 nucleotides long. RefSeq names its product C-X-C chemokine receptor type 3-like. Gene Ontology annotation, biological process: G protein-coupled receptor signaling pathway; immune response. Gene Ontology annotation, molecular function: G protein-coupled receptor activity. The coding region runs from base 460 to 1719 and encodes 419 amino acids. Gene Ontology annotation, cellular component: membrane. The record is from RefSeq and is a predicted model, not a curated record. Lineage: Eukaryota; Metazoa; Chordata; Actinopteri; Osteoglossiformes; Mormyridae. The transcript is spliced from 3 exons.
AUCUUAAUUUAAAUUAUUUUUAAGGGGUGGCCUAACUACUGAGUUAGCACUAUAACCUCACACUUCUGAAGUUGGGGAUUCAAUAAUGUGUGGAGUUUGUAAAUGCUCCUUCCGCAUGUGUGACGGACUGCCAACCAAUCCAGAGUGUACCCCCUACCCCAGUAUGCAGCCUUCUUCCAGCUCUGGAUAUGCAUUUAGAAGAUGGUUAUGUCAUAUCUUUGAACUGAAAUGCUAAUACCGCCUAUGCAGUGUAUGGCAUUGGACCACUAAUUAAAUGCUGAUAAUGUAAUUGUUACCCUACAAAUGUCGAAUUUCUUGGCUUAGUAGUUUGUGAUUUAGCUGCCUUAGCUAACAUACAUUGUUUUAUUGUAGUGAUAUCUGAUUCUAAAACGGCGUUUUAGUUGCUAUUUUUAUUUUUGCGGGUUGAAAUGACGUUCAAAAAAAGGAAACGUUCCUUGCAUGAUCGAAGCUCUCCCAUUGGCUUACAGUUUGGACAUUCUUUGCAUUUCUUUCUUAAUGCAUAUCAGUGUUUUCCCAGUCUUGCGAAACAGCCAAAGCGCUGUUGCUAUAUCCUCUGUGAGCUGCAGAAGCAAAAUAUCGACGUCAGCAGACACUUCUACGAAGAGCAAAGUCAUGGACAAUGUGACAAAGUUUAAAUUAGAGCUGGAUGGACUGUUCUUGGAAAAUGCCACAUAUGACUACAAUGAUUACAAAAUCGACGUGGAUAACUUCGAGCAGGUUCGGUCUGUGUUCAUCCCCACUCUGUACUCCUUGGUCCUGGUUGGAGGCCUGCUUGGGAAUGUUUUAGUUCUGGUGGUUCUGUGCUGGUCGCAUUGGCGCCGGAGCUAUAUGGAUAUCUUCGUCCUGCACCUGUCUGUGGCUGACCUUCUCCUGCUCAUCACGCUGCCUUUCUGGGCUGCUGAAGCUGCCCAGGGCUGGGUCAUUGGAACUCCUCUCUGCAAGCUGAUGGGAGCCAUUUUCAAGAUCAGCUUCUUCUGUGGCAUCAUCCUGCUCGCAUGCAUAAGUCUGGAUCGUUACCUGUCCAUCGUCCAUGGUGUGCAGAUGUAUUCAUGUCGAAAACCCUGGCAGGUGCAUGCCAGCUGUCUGUUCUUCUGGUUCUUUUGCCUCAUCCUAUCCAUUCCUGACUGGGUCUUCCUGGAGCAGCAGUACAGGGAACGAUUUAAAACGCUUAAAUGUGACUACAACUACAAGGGGUAUUCGACCAAUGGCAGCUCUUUGUGUUUGGCUUCCCACCUGCUGUACUUCACUCUCGGCUUCCUCAUCCCCACAGUGGUCAUGAUCUUCUCUCAUGUCUCCAUCCUGCUGUUGCUGCACAGUAAGUCACAAAAACUACAAACACAAAAGAGCCUACUGCUUAUCCGGGCACUAGUGGUGUCCUAUUUUAUCUGCUGGACACCGUUUAGCAUAACCUUAAUGGUGGACACCAUGUAUAGAAGGAAAGACCUUGAUUAUUCUGAGACGCCAGUUGCCCUCAGUAAAGCUUUGGUUCUGACCACUGCACUGUGCUAUCUCCACACUUUGUUAAAUCCCAUACUUUACACCUGCUUGUGCGUGAAUUUUCGACAACAUGUGCUUCACCGGCUGAGGCUGAGCUCCACCUCGCCCCCUGAUCACCAAAUCUCACUGUGGGAUGACCCUAUUGUUCCUGAGGAGAAAUACAUCCAGCAAAUGGUAGACAAGGGAAAGACCUGUUACUGAGUAUCUAGCAGCUAAUGUAGCUUUUUAAGACUGUUUUCGGUUUUGACCGGUUUUGGGAAAGACCGGUUUUUAGAAAAGCAAUUUUCUUUUAAAAUUUUUCUUUUAAAUUUUCUAUUUAAAUUGUUGCUCCAAGAUGAUAUAUGAUAUGAUAUUAUAUGAUGUAUGAGUGUAAUGUAUGGAGACUCACAUGGCUUAGCUUUAAUUGUUUUCCAUUUUUGUUGGGGAGAAAACAUCUAAACCGCUGCUUAUGCUUAUAAAAUAUGAUUUAUUCUGCUGUGCAGUCAGAAAACAAACUUGUAGCAAGUAUUUAUGAAUCACUGUAUCAUUUUCAGUAACAAAUAACUGUAGGUUAGUGAACAGCCUCUCUUGACUUUAGUCCUGGUAGCAUGGUAUGUGAGAAUUCUCCUCGGGCCGGAAUGUUCCAGGUCUCCCGGGUUUUUCUAGAUCUGGGUUGCGAGACUCAGCAUAACAAGUCUAGGUGAAGGGGAAAUUGAAAUUAUCUUAGGUUAUGUGUCCAGUCAAAGAAGUUCUGAGAGACUAUUUCUUAAAAAACCUAUGAGUAAUUGGGUUGCAAAGGGGUGGAAAUGUCCACUAACUUUCUAUGGAAGUUAAGCUAGGGAAUUUUGAAAAUGUUGAAGUCCGUGCAACUUUUCAGAUACGGAAAACUGUAUAAAUAAUAAAACAUAGAAUGUGACUUAAGUAGUGCAUUUUGAUGCAGAUGCUUAUUUUGGGAUGUUUUUACACAUAAUUACUCUCAAGCACUUGGUUACACAAUGAUAUCACUAUUACUUCCUUCAAGAUUUUUUUUCAACUACAUUUAAGUUCCCUGUUGUAAGUUCACCUGCAAAUUUCCAGUUUAUUCCCAUUAAUUCACUUUUUUCUGUUAUUUCUGAUGGAAAGUUUCCAAAUUUGAAAAUUCCUAAAAUUUUGCAAUUGCAAAGAGUAAUCGUUUCAGCAUGUUGUAAAUGUAUGUAAAUGUUAGAUUUUAUAAAGGGAUGACAUGCCAGCUUUCAAGCACAAUGUGUGACAAGGUGAUAAUUAUUGUCCAUUUUUGUGGCGAUUGCUGUAAAAUCAUGUAAUAGAUUUUCUAGAUUUUUAUUGUUGCAGUAUUUUUAUGGUAGUUUUAAUAUUCCGUUUCUGUAAUUGCACUUUCAGGAAUAUUGAUGGGAAAGUAACCAUGGAAAGUCCUCCUGCUAUGUAAUGUUUUUAUGUUUCAUGUGUAACUCUAAAAAUCAAUUUUUGUGUAUUAUAAUAUUAGUAAUAGAUUUUAUGUGUUAUUUUAUAAAACUGGGUUUGAGUUGGGAGUGUUAAUGUGUUAUUGACUUUAGCCCCAUUUAUUGCAUGAGUAAGUUUUGGGAUGAUCUUAUAGAACAGAAAUAACUACCGUACUUAUGUUAUUAUUAACAUAAUAAUAGGAUUAGUAGUAGUAGGAUUAGUAGGAUUAUACAAUAAUAAUAAUAAUAAUAGUAAUAAUAAUAGUAAUAAUACAAUAAUAAUAGUAGGAUUCACAAUAUUUUCUCUCUGAUGCAAAUUAAGAAUAUGUGACAUUGCUAAAUGUUUUUCUUGUUGACGUUGUCAAAAGUAGAUUUUCUACUACAACUAUCUUUUUGCAUGUAUUACUUGCGCCGUUUAAUAUACCACAAAACAUUAGCAUAAUACAACAAAUGAGGUGACAUUUUAAAAUGUUGUCUUGUAAAAUGUAGCAAAUUCCUACAGAAUCUGGGUGACUUAGCCAGACAUUUUCACCGAGAGUUUUAUGAUUGGUAUUUAUGGGACCAAAGGCCAUAAAGAGUAAAUUCAGACAUUGUAUGGGGUUUAUCUUAUUGUGUUUACGUUCUGUUUUUUUCUGAACUGUGAAGACAAUUUUCAUGAUUGCUAUUCACGUUCUUCACUUCCUAAAAGCAAGUCAAUAAAAGAGUUGGCAUGGAAAAAUUUUCCCCCUGAUGUCCAACUAUUUUGAUUGAUUGAUUGAUUGAUUGAUUGAUUGAUAGAUAGUUUAGAUUUCCUUCAUUUUGCUUAGUUUACAUGAAGUCAUUGUUUUUGGGGUUUUUUUUUUUUUUGGAAAUUCCAGCUGUGACUUUCAAGAAUGUAAGAGAUCAUACCUCAUUAGGGCAACAGUUGAGUCUUGCCUCAUUUUGAGGAAAGUUAGUUUAUACUGUUAACAUUUCAGUAAUUGCUGCUGUUUUAAUGCUUCAAGUUUAUUAUUAUUAUUGUUUUUAUUGUUGUUUUAGGAAAUCUAAGAAAUAAGCCAAGUAAAUAAGACCAAGUUUUUUUGUCACAUACACAAUCAUACCUUAUUAUUCAGGGUUUCCAUGGGUCCUUAAAAAGUCUUACAUUUGACUAGUCUUAAAAACUGCUUGGAUUAUGAAGUCAAAAUUAUUGUUGUAAAGCUAAAUAAACUUACAUGUGGCUUUUAAGUGUGUGUUUGGGAAAUAUAUGUAUUGAUCAGGCUGCAGCAAAACUACAGAACAAAACCAACAGUGACUGCUAAUUGCAAACUGUGUAGCCUGAACUUUGUGGAGCUCACCCAGCGUGUCGCAAUGUGGUUUCUGGGUCAAAGUCACAUCUUCUCCCAUCAAAAAAAGAAAUGGCUGAAUGUUCAUGUUGAAUAUGAAUAAAUUAAUUUACUUUGCAAGAAA